Molecule: messenger RNA, 1455 nt
Organism: Durio zibethinus
Lineage: Eukaryota; Viridiplantae; Streptophyta; Magnoliopsida; Malvales; Malvaceae
Product: 2-alkenal reductase (NADP(+)-dependent)-like
Biological process (GO): response to oxidative stress
Molecular function (GO): 2-alkenal reductase [NAD(P)H] activity
Source: RefSeq, a predicted model, not a curated record
UUAACCACAAGAAGUCUUAUGUUAAUCGAGUCAAGAAGCAGGUCUGAUACAGUUGAACCACUACCAACCAAAUGGAAAGUCAUCAGUUUGGGCCUCAACAUCACCCUGUCACUGUCAAUGAUUUUUUUUUCCCCUGAAAACAAACAAUUGACCUUGUUAUUGUGACCUUUCCUUAUUUCUAGUUCUUCUCUUUGUAGUCUUGAUCAGUCUUGGGCCUUUUUGCUGCUUACUUGCUUCUGCCUUCAUUUCUCCUCCUUCUAUCUCCUAAGCAUGGCUGUAAGGAACAAACAGGUGAUAUUGAAGAAUUAUGUGACUGGGGGUCUGCCCAAAGAAUCAGACAUGGAAGUAACAGAAAUUAGCAUUCAACUGAAGGUGCCAGAGGGUAUUAAAGAUGCAAUUUUACUCAAGAAUCUCUACUUGUCUUGUGAUCCUUCAAUGAUAGACAGCAUGCGGAAGUUUGAAACAUCAUAUGUGCCUUCUUUCGAGCCUGGCUCGCCUCUAAGUGGUUAUGGAGUGGCCAAAGUUCUGGAUUCUACUCAUCCAGAUUACAAAAAGGGCGAUUUCAUUUGGGGGAUAACUGGUUGGGAAGAGUAUAGUCUCAUAAAAGCACCAAACCAAUUUUUCAAAAUUCAACACAUGGAUGUGCCUCUUACCUACUAUAUUGGACUUCUUGGUAUGCCUGGUAUGACUGCUUAUGCUGGUUUUUAUGAGGUUUGCUCCCCUAAGAAAGGAGAUUAUGUAUAUGUAUCAGCUGCAUCUGGAGCAGUUGGUCAGCUUGUUGGGCAGUUUGCAAAACUGUUAGGCUGCUAUGUUGUUGGAAGUGCUGGAAGCGAAGAGAAAGUUGAGUUGCUGAAGAAUAAGUUUGGGUUUGAUGCUGCUUUCAACUAUAAGGAAGAGCCAGACUUGAAUGCUGUUUUGAAAAGGUACUUUCCUGAAGGCAUUGAUAUUUACUUUGAAAACGUGGGGGGAAAGAUGCUCGAUGCAGUGCUACUCAACAUGAGGAUCCAUGGUCGUAUUGCUGCAUGUGGAAUGAUCUCACAGUACAACCUAGACCAUCCUGAAGGAGUGCACAACUUGAUGCAUGUUGUGUUAAAACGGGUUCGGAUUGAAGGAUUUGUGGUUACUGAUUUCUAUCACCUUUAUCCCCAGUUUCUAGAAAUGGUUAUACCUCAAAUCAAAGAAGGGAAGAUUACAUAUGUUGAAGACACAGCUGAAGGCCUCGAGGCCGCUCCGGCGGCCCUCAUUGGCCUCUUCACUGGUCGCAAUGUUGGGAAACAGUUGAUUGUUGUCUCCCAUGAUUGGUGAAACUAUACCAAACCUUGUAGAAGUUGCUUGAUUGUUGCGUUGGCUUCCUUAAGAACUGAUCGACAGUUUGUGUUUUGGUUGAAUAAAAAGGAUUUAGAAUACUAAAUCCUAUUAUGUAAUAUAAAAUCAUAUAUAUAUAUAUAUAUAUAU